Molecule: messenger RNA, 9804 nt
Organism: Ictalurus punctatus (channel catfish)
Lineage: Eukaryota; Metazoa; Chordata; Actinopteri; Siluriformes; Ictaluridae
Gene: maml3
Product: mastermind-like transcriptional coactivator 3
Exons: 5
Coding region: 3297-6272 (991 amino acids)
Biological process (GO): Notch signaling pathway; positive regulation of transcription of Notch receptor target
Cellular component (GO): nucleoplasm; nuclear speck
Molecular function (GO): transcription coactivator activity
Source: RefSeq, a predicted model, not a curated record
UACAGCCACCUGCUGGCCCGUUGUGGAACGCUCCUGCAUGUACUCGACUCCUAAAGGGUUAAUCAGCCAUUUGCUCCUGCUCUAUUAUCCGCCCGGUUCCGAGGAUGUGGUAGAACGGUCUGUGUUGUUCGUGCUUUUGCGAGUGUGCAGCUCCCUCCGUCAUGUGCAGCUGUUCACGGCCAGUCCAGCACUCCGGAGGGAGCUUUGUGCAGCGUGUGUCGUUUCAGUUUCCUUUUAUAAUUAAGAAAACACUGAAUCGGAUGAUGUCGUGUGCUCCUAUGUUACAUUUCUAUAUCUUCACUACUACACGAUCUUUUAAUAUCGUUUAGACGGAAAUAAAGUGCAAACGUGAGUCACGUGCACCAAUAGCAGCGUGGAUAGUGUGCUUGUAGAGUAAUUGACAGAAGCAUAAAAGCGGACGGUCAGUUUGUUUGUCAGACUCCGAGGUUGUGUUUUUGCGCUUCAUGUCCAGCAGAACAAACACAACACUGACACUCCCGCAUUACAGGGGGAUGACUGUAGAGUGCGCAGGGCCAAAUCGGUGUGUGACUAAUUGAACAAGUAUGAUGGAACGCUGGGACACUGACCAACCUGUAAACAUCACCAAACCUCAGCGCUGUAGAAAAAUGUUUUUGGAUUAUUUGGAACUGGAGCAACACAAUCGGCAGAAAUUGAAAUCUGAAGACGGGGGAAUUGGGGCUGAAAUUUGACAGGAUUGGGGCUGUUUAAUUAAAAUGAAAAUGAGGGUAGGCAUAACCAAGUAUUAGGCAAGAAAUGACACAGACGACUAAUUUAUGUCUGGAGACCUUUUCAAGAUGUUUUUUUUUUCAGGGCUGUUGAACGCACGUCACUAGGAGUGUAUGGGUAAAUAAUCUAGCGAUUAUUAUGAUGUCAUUUCCCUCACCCACCCACUCAUAUUUAUACCAGUUCUGCCUCCUGGACUACAAUUGGCUAGCGGUUCUUACUCACCAGCAUUUACAUGGCAAUUAUGGGACUUGAUACGUAUGACACAUUGGUCAUCCCGAGUAAUCACUCCUUUCACUGGUUGUGUUCUUCAGUGACAGCUGAGUAAUCUGGCUGUUCCGUGUGUUUUAUGUGUUUUUAUGAACUGCUGCUUGUGCUGCGUCACAGGGCGGCUUGACACCAUCCAUCUUCAUCCGCUUACUCCUUUUUCAGGGUCACGGGGAACCUGGAGCCUAUCCCAGGGAGCAUCGGGCACAAGGCGGGGUACAUCGCAGGGCACAAUCACAUACACACUCAUCCAUACACUUUGGACAAUCAGCCUACCUAUGCAUGUCUUUGGACUGUGGGAGGAAACCCCGGAGCACGGGGAGAACAUGCAUGGUAGGCUGAUCCAAAAUGUAUGGAUGGGUGUGUGAGUGAUUGUGCCCCAGCGGGACUCGAACCCUGGACGUGUGAGGCGAACGUGAUAACCACUAAGCCACCGUGCGCACGGCUUGACACGCUCUGAGGAAAUUGCUCUGCCCUCUUCCUCAUACGCGAGCUCAGAGAUGUUCAGCGUUGGUCCCUCUGACUGACAGGGGAAAGAGUAUAGUCAUACUAUGGAGAGGACAAAACUCAAAUUUUCUCUUCAUCCAUAUUGAGAAAAAUGACACUUCACAGCAAAGACUGUUUGGUAAUUUGACUAGCUGAUGUCGAUGAUGAGGAAUGGACCAAUUUGCUAGACCAACAUGCGAGUUAAAGAUCCAAAGUGUUGCCCAGUCCCGUGUUUUGGGUGCAGGAAAAUGUAUCUAGACUGAAAAAUGCUAGCUAACACAAUGUAAUAAGGUCUAGUGGGUGCGUCUCAAUCAGCUCCCUAGUUCAGCAGUCAGAGCACCGAUCAGGGAGUCAGCCAUUUUAAGGGCCGUCUCAAUGGCAAUAUGGUUCCAGUGGACUGGAACCCACAAUGCACCGCAAAAAACCAGGGAGCAUCGAUGCUCCAUGCGUUCUCUUACUGGAAAUGACGUCACGUUUUCUGAAGCCUUUCAGCUCGAAAAUAUGGCGAACGAACUCUCAGCCAACUUUGUCUACAAACGUAACCCGCUUGUUAUCAUUGUUGUAGCUCCCAAAUGAUUACUUACAUUAGCGACUUUUAACUUUAUUUGACGUUCUGUAUGCAGUUUGUUUGAGUCUAACGAUUUUGUAGUGUUUAAUUAUUUAAAAUAAUCCACUAGCUAGCCCAUAGUCCUGCUCGAAGUACCAUAACAUAAACAAAUGUAUAUGACGUAUAAUCUCAGAAAGAUGUCGCUCCUGCCUGUCGUUGAUAAAUGCUUGCGGUGUCGUUUCACAGCGCGAGUACGUAGUCAUGUCGCCGGAAAUUGAGUCAUCAGUGUCCCAAUGCAUAAUGAACCAGGGUCUUUAACAGUGCCUGAUAUACUGAUUCAGCACCUAGGGAGCUGAUUGAGACGCACCCAGUGAGCUAGUUAGCUACUUAAAUCAGUCCGUACAGGAUUUCGCAGAGUUUUUUUUCCGAUUGUUCUGGCCUAAAAUGCUCGAUUUUUCAGCAUUACAUCCCCGCUUAAAUGUCCGAUGCAACUUUGGUACCUUUUUUUUGCGCAAACCUACUUGGAUUGCCGAAAUAGCAAUUGCACGGUGUUUCACAGUGAUGUUUGGUAAAUGAGACCUGUUAGCUGUACUCAUGUUCGUCACAAAUGAAUCGAAGAGGGUCUUGUCCUAAUGCGUGUUGUGACGACGUCACACCUCGUCUCAAAUCUGCGGUAAUUGCGGCUUGAUUUCUCGAAAUCCUUGAGGGACCGUUAAGUGCAUUCACACACUCUAAGGAAGACGAACGAGGACAUGAUAUUUCCCUGCAAAGCGUUGACUGUGUAGUCAUAGGCCUCACCCUGUCCUGAAGUUUUUGACAUAGUACAUUAUAUUUGUGAUCGUAAUCGUCAACAAGUUGUUUGUGAGCGUUUUGGCCGUGAGAUUUUAUUAUUGUCUGACCGGCAUAUUUGUUUUGUCUGGCUUUGUUGAACUGUGAGGGGUGACGUUUGGUUUGUGUUGCGCUAGCAGGAGAGUUAUGAUGGCUUUGCGUCCGCUUUAGUCUGUGUUUACAUUUCUGUGUUUUCCUGAUUCUGAAAAGAUCGCCAUCCUUGCACACUAACGAAUCUGCCAUGUAAGAAACAACAACUUUGAACUGUCAGCAAGACCACUCCUCUGCCGCUGUUUGUAGUGCAGCAGGCGGUGGGAUUCGGAAACAUGUGCUAUAGUUCUAGCUUUAUGGUUAGAAACCUCAGUAAGAAGUAUGGUUUAUUUCCUUUUUCUGGUUGUUGAACCUACCGGUGUGCCAGGCGACUAUGAAUAAAAACGAACAGCUCGUACAUGAAAUCUGCUUGUCCCAGGUGGCUGUGUUACUGAUUUAUCCACCACUACAGCUUCAGGAGACAGUGAAAAGAAAAUUGGACAGUGCUCAAUGCAGAUCUCCUUUAAACGGUGACCAGAAUGGGAUCUGUGAUGGAAGUUACUCUCCCACCACAAAGAGACUGCAUAAGGAGGGUAACAGUGGGCUGGACUCUCUGGGCACUUUGCCCAACAGUGUACCCCCAAUCUCUCCACUUCACCAAAUGGACAUCAAGCCUACAUUACCUACAGGCAAUAACACAACGUCUAAUAAUGCAAUGGGUAAUGGUAAUGCCGGGACAAAUCAUAUUACAGGCCGGGCAGAGGACUUGGGUAAGAAUGGUGGCAUGCCAGACAUUAAACUGAACGGAUCUUUGGAUCUGGAUGAUGGUUUUAGCCUUCUAAAGGACAUGAAACAAGAGCCUCUGGACGACGCAACAGGGAUCGAAUCUUCGGACACCUCACUGUCCAAUCAGAACAAGUUGUUCUCUGACAUCAACCUGAAUGAUCAGGAGUGGCAGGAGCUGAUUGACGAGCUGGCGAACACGGUUCCUGAAGACGACAUGCAUGACCUCUUCAAUGAAGAUUUUGAGGAGAAGAAGGAGGUUGGUGAUUUCAGCCGGCCCACAACAGAACAAACGCAGAAUCUGCAAGAGCCUGUACCUCCUCCAGUCGCCACAGCGCCCAACAACCCAUCACAGACCCAGGGUGGGCAGAUGGGCUCUCCGCAAGUUCGCCCAGCUUCUUCUGGACCACCAUUUGCCACUGCCGCCAACGGCACACCACCCCAACAACCCUUGCAGCAGUCUCCAGCAGUUGCUAUGGCAUCAGGGUCUCCUGCUAGCUGCAUUGCUCGUUCGCCCCAAACACCCACACAAGCCCAGACACAGACCGCCAGACCUGGGAAUGGAUUUAUGAUGAAUCCUGGUCCUGGUGUGGGUCCCCCAGGGUCAACACCGGUAGCGCCAGUAGGUCCUGGAGCAGGAACAGGAAGUGGACCAGUCCCGGGUCCUGUUCCACCAACCACUGAACUCUCACCGGCUGAACAGCUAAAGCAGAUGGCAGCACAACAACAGCAACGUGCCAAGCUCAUUCAGCAAAAACAGCAGUCGCAGGCAGCUAGCUGGUCCCCUGCAGGAGCACCAACAAGCCCUUACGGUGGUCCCUUCAACCCUGACAAACCAAAUAGCCCCAUGAUGUACCCACAAGGCUUCAAUGCCCCCAACUCGAUGGUGCCCAAACCCGGCAUGAACAACUACCUCCCACAAAACCAUAUGAACAUGAUGAACCAGCAACAGCAGCAGCAACAAUCUGCCAACAUGGCUGCCCAGAAUGCCUUGAAUAAGCAGCUGUCUUACAACAACACCAAACCAUUGAGUCAUUUCAGCGGUGUCGACCACAUGAGUCAGCGAAUGACCCCACCAAUGGCCAAUCAGGUCAAAAAUCCCAUGAUGCCCUAUAUGCAGGGGACAGGGGGACAGGGUGGGGGGCCACCCCCUUCUCAAGGUCCCAUGCCUGGUCAGACAGCGCAUCUGACUGAAGAGCAGAAAAGGAUGUUGAUGAUGAAGCAGAAGGUGCUUGGUCAGGGUUUGCCAUACAGUACGAUGCAGCAACAUGCACAGGAGCAGGGCAUGGUCGGGUUGCCACGCCAGGCCGCAGGCAUCCAACCCCCUCACGGAGGUCCGGGAGCUGUGCCCUCGGCCGGACCUAACGGGGCGGGGCCAGGUGGUUACCUGGGCAACCAGCAGCAGCAGCAAGCAGCCAUGAUGAAGCAGAUGAUGGCUAUGGAGCAGGAGAAGAGAGUUCAGCUUCAUCUGAUGGAGCAGCAGAAAGUUCAGCUCCUGCGGGAACAGAGACAGCAGCACCACCACUUACUGGCGGAGCAGUUACAGCAGCAGCAGCAGCAGCAGCAUCUCCCAAGGCAGAUGAGUCAAGCACAGAGAAACCCGUAUCCUCUCCAACAGUUUCAGGGCACACAGCAGGAGAUGGCAGCAAGGAACCAGGCGCUUCAGAGCAUGAGGAACGCCCGCCUCCUACAGCAGCAACAGCAGCAGAACCAAGGCAUGCUACAGAUGGCACCAGUUCAAAACCCUGGUCCCAUGCCCACUCAGGGCGAGAUGGGCAUGGCCUAUGGAAGCCAGGCAGGAACACAGGCAGCCAUGUACCAGGGCAUGAAUUCGGGAAUGGGUCAGAUGCUCCAGCCGCAGCAUCACCCCAACCAGGCUAGCAUGGCCAUGGCACAGAGACCUGCAGGCACGGGGGGACAGGGAAUUGUGGGAGGAGGAGCUGGAAGCGGAUAUGGACAGGGUAUGAUGAUGAACCCUGCCCUCUCUCAACAGCAGAUGAAGCCAGCUGGGCAGCCAAUGGUCAAAGCCCAGGCUCAAAGACUGCAAAGCAUGAUGGGAGGUGGAGGUCAGGGAUGGCCCCAGCAGCAGAAUAUGCAGGCCAUGAGUGGAAGGACUACAAACGACAUGGUGGCGUUUAACAGUAACCCUGCAUACGCCAUGCAAGGUGGGCAGCCACCAAGGAUGCCCAAGCAGCAUUUCAGCCAAGGGAUGGGUGGCCAGGGCAUGGUAGACCCACGAGCCAUAAACCCAGCAAGCAUGGGCGGACCCAUGAUGCCUCACAUGGCAGGCCAACCAAGGACCAAUCAACCGCGUGGAAUGGCAAUGUCGGGUAUGGGUCAGGCCGUGCCCAACAUGGCUGCUUUUGGACAGGGUUCCACGCAGGCCAUGGCAGGGGCCGGACCAGGUGGAGGGGCCUAUAUGCCAAGCGGGCAGACACAAGGCUACCAACGGACACCAAGCCAAGACUUGGCUUACAGUUAUGUUGGCCAGUCAGGGACCGGAAGUGGGGUCCCGUUUGGCCUGUCAGACAGUGCAGAGCUGGACUCGACGGACGGUUGGAUGGAGGAAUUUUUCCCCAGCCAAUAGCCAAUGUGGAAAAUGUUUUGGGGGUGGGGGUUCCUUUGGGAUGGGCCAGAAAAGUGUUGUUUUUUUGUUUUUGUUUUUGAAAAAGAAAAAUGAAAAUCAUUUCUAGACGGUGUGUUCGUUCUUGGUUUUGUUUCAAAAAGUUUUGUUUAUUGUUUCCAUUUAAUAUAAUGGGGAGAUUAUUACAUGUUGUGUAUUGUAUGUGUGAUGUCACUAUAUUUAAACCAACAAUCUCUAAGAUCCGAUUCUAGCUAGAAGCCAAGUCUCUUUAGACUUCGUCCUGCGCCCUUCAUCAUCUUUUCUUCGUCAUCUUUUCCAGACUUUUCUAGGGACGACACAGUGUAAAACCUAAAUUACUUGUGAAAUAGAAAGAUUUUUGCCCAGUGUUUAGAUCAGAUGUUGGUUUUGCUCUCAACUCUGUCUGUUUAGUCAAUAAUUAAUUCUGAAGUGUGUGUGUGUGUGUGUGUGUGUGUGAAAGAGAGAGAGUGAGAGAGAGAGAGAUUUGUAAAAAAAUAAAAUAAAAUAAUUAAAAAUACAACAGCACCAUCACCUCACCAUUAAAUCCCUUUGCUCUGAUAGUGAUUCAAAGAGCCAGCAGUUCCACUUUCCCUGCGUUCUUUCUGCAAACAUCACAGCGAAACACCUCGCAGUCUUUACUCUCAGCACAUGCAUCACCAGUGUUUGUGUGCUUUAUCUAAUCGAAGAGACUUGGCAGCUACAAAUUUGUCUCUCCACCUAAAAUAUGAAGGCUGGAGGACAUUAUGUUUUCUCAUAUGGCAGCUAGGAACACAAGCAUAGCGUCGUCUCCCACAUGGGCCAGAAACUCACAGUCCUCUUUAGCAACGUGCAGCCAAACACAAAUUUCAGAUCCAACCUUCGAAUGCAACAGCUUCCACAAGUGACUUGUGGCAGUUCAGGCUUUCACAUAGCAAUGGGAAAACAGGAAUGAUCACUUGUCUGUUCGCUUUCUAUGUUCAGGAGAAAAAAAAAAAUACAUGACGAAUCAUUUGACAUAACUAAAGAUCAUUUCUUUCCUAUUAUUCAUUUACCAGAUGCUUUUAUUCAAAGCCUAAAGCUGAGCAGUCGAGGACUAAGAGCUUGGGUAGUACUUUUCUUCUGAUCAACUGUAAUCUGAUGUUAUGUAUCAGAUAAAAAUUUUCACACCCUUGAAUUGAAUUGUUCAUGUAAAACAGGUUCUUGAUGUGUUGUGUUUGUUCUAUCGGGUUUGACACAGCGUCACUGCCUGCCUUCAUUCCAAGCAAAAAGCCAUCAGUUACUGUCAGUACAUACUUUAUGGCCAACCUGGGAAGGGAGAAAAGAUUGUUUGGAGAAGACGCGGUGCAUGAAGGCUACAUUCAUAAAACUUUAUAACUGUGCUUAUAAUGCUUCAUAAAAUUGAAAAUGAUCGUAUUUGUAAGAAACUCCAAUAAUGUCCGAUAAAGCAUGUAACAACUGACUGUCAGAGAUCUUUUAAUGUCAUUAUUUUAAGUUUCUUAACUAUUAUCAACUUUAGGAUAUCAUGGAAACAUCAAUUGCAAAGUAAUUACAGAUCAAAGCUGGUGAAAUGGCAAGUGUAGAUGAAAGUUGUCAUUUGUACCAAUGAUCAUAAGAACGCUUAUUUAUUACCAAACCUUUCUAAAUGAAAAAGUGAUUUAAGCAGUGAUAUUGAUGUUACAUCGACCCUGAGCUCAGGUUUCGGUCUAGGUGGUGUUUCGCAUGUUCUCCCAUGGUCGUGUAGGUUUCUUCCAGGUUGUCCGAUACGUGCAACCUCGAAAGAAAAAAAAAACAGGAGGAUUGGCUAUACUAAAUUACCCCUAGUGUGUGAAUGGACUUUCCAAGAUGUUUUCCCACCAUGCAUCUGAACAGGAUUAAGUGAUUACUGAUGGAUGAAUGAAUGAAUUUGUUACUAGUGUUGAUAUAAAUUUUCAAGAUAAUGAUAUUCUACAGUCCCUCCAGGAUUUCGUGAUUUUGCGAUAGCAGAAAUCAAUGCAAAAUCAAGUAAACUCGGCAAUAUUCGGUGGAGCUUGCGAUUUUUCAAAAUUACCUCAGAUUUGGGCCAAGACUGAUUGAGUGUGAUCUCAUCACCACACGCAUUUAGCCAAACCCCUCUUCGAUUCACGUACGUCGAACAUGAGUACAGCUAAAAGGUCUCAUUUACAAACAAACAUCACUGUGAAAGACCGUGCAAAGCAAGUUCACGCGAGUGCAAAUUCUCCAAUUCAAGUAGUUUUCUGAAAAAUUGCAAUUGCAAAUUGUGAAGAAGAAACAAAAACGCAGCUAAAUGAAGCAUUUUGGCCACAACAAUCACAAGAAAAACCAAAAAAAACAAACCACAAAAAAAAAAACGCAGAAAUCCUGUACGGACUGCUUUUAAUGGCAUUAUAAAUGUGCACUCUGCACGUGAUAUUGUGUAAUCACAAUCAGCCACGUCCACAGCUAAGAUAAAUGACAUUUAAGGCUAGCGACAAUAAUUUAAAAGUCCCCGAUAAUAAUAUGGCGUGUUUUCACUUUUACAAUAUAUUGUCAAACUGACUAUCAGAAGUCGUGCUUUUCACAGAUUCAUAAGUCAUAACAAUUUAAUAGUAAUUUAUUCGGGAUGUAUAUGAGUUACUAACAAUGUUAACAAAUAAACUACAAUCACAAGCACAGUCAUGAUGAUUUAUGAAUUCAGUGUUUCAUUUUCUUUAUUGCUGAUAAAAUGUCCUACAAAAAGGAAAAAAAAAAAAAAAAUCAUUGCCGAUCAGUCCCUUAUUCAGUGACCUAGUAAAUCUUUCACUCUAGCCUGAUUGUCUUAAAUCUCUGAGGAAUGUAAUACGAUGACCGCGUCUAUUUUUAUUUCAUGUCGUUGUUGUUAUCGGAAGGAGGAACCAUCCGCCGCGUCUGCAGUCUUUCAGAGAGUGAAAGUCUUACAGUAUUGCUCUUGCUAUUGUAAUAACCGUGAUCGGGGAGGUGUGGCCCGCUCUGUCCAUCGUCCUUCUAAUAUCUCAACGUUUCCGGGACCAAGUCAUACACAACGUGUCGUUUUUCUGUUUGUCAUUUCAGUCAGUCAUCGAUGUUGUCUUUUUCGCCUUUUAUUUUGUACUGGUGCUGAUUAUAUAUAUGUGAUGAAAAAGAUUCUAUACAAAUAUUAUAUAUAUAUAUAAAUAUAUAUAUAUAUAAAUAUAAAUAUAAAUAAAUAAAUAUAUGAGAACGGCUAUAUGUAAAUAUGUUUCUACUGCUUUAAAUACACCAGAAAAUGUGUCUCUACUUUCUGUAAAGAUAUAACUGUUUAAGAUAGAGUAUUUUUAUUUCAUUUUUCCACUUUUAAACUCAUCCGAGCUAUACCAUUGCACUUCAGACAAUGUCUUACUACUAAUGGGUAAUGUAAACUUUCUCUGAUUUUUAUUUCAAAGGGUUUUUUUUGUUUUGUUUUCUCUAGUAGGAUUUCGAGCUGUACCUAAUGCAGUGCUUCUACUUUCUUCCCGUGUACAUAGUUACGAAAAUGUUAACACCAGAGACUUACAAAAAGGAAGAAGGUUUUUUUUUUCCAGAAAAA